Messenger RNA from Trichosurus vulpecula (common brushtail), 1779 nucleotides. It is a transcript of the gene KLHL35, whose product is annotated as kelch like family member 35. The coding region runs from base 1 to 1761 and encodes 586 amino acids. Gene Ontology annotation, molecular function: protein binding. The record is from RefSeq and is a predicted model, not a curated record. Lineage: Eukaryota; Metazoa; Chordata; Mammalia; Diprotodontia; Phalangeridae. The transcript has 6 exons.
AUGCCUGAGAGCCCUACCAAUAAGGAAGCAGAAUCUCACUCAGACCAUCCAUCCCAUGCUGUGCCCUGCAUUAGCUCUGACCAUGACCAGCACGUCCUGCAGACCCUCAAUGUGUCCCAGCUCCGAGGUACCCUCACGGACGUGGUCCUACGGGCUGGUGACUGUGACUUUCCUUGUCACCGUGCAGCCCUGUCAGCUGGUAGCACCUACUUCCAGGCCCUAUUUGCUGGUGGUGGGCCCCAGGAGGACGUGGUACCCCUUCCUCAAGUCUCCCCAGGAGUCCUGGGCCUGCUCUUGGACCACCUCUAUGGGGCUGGCAUAAGCCUGUUGGAGGAGGAUGCAGCUGCUCUGCUGGCCCUGUCUGACCUGCUGGGGGUGAUUCCACUUCGGGAGGCCUGUGCCAACUUCCUGGAGGGCCGACUUGGACCAGAGAAUUGCCUGGUUUUUCUCAGGCUGGCUCAGACUUUCUCCCUGCCCUCACUGGCAGAGGGGAGCCGCCGGGUGCUACGCCAGGCAUUUCCAGAAGUCUCCUUCCAGCCUGAGUUCCUGAAGCUGGAGCUGGCCCAGGUGGCUGAGCUGCUGGCUGACGAGAGGCUUGCGGUUACUAGAGAGGAGGCUGUGUUUGAGGCUGUCAUGCGCUGGGUGCGCCAUGACCCUCCUUCCAGGCAUGGACAGCUGCCCUGCCUGUUAGAGCAGGUUCGGCUUCCCUUACUGGCCCCAGCCUACUUCCUGGAGAAGGUAGAGGCUGAUGAGAUGGUUCGGGCCAGCCGUGAGUGCCACCCACUUCUGCUGGAGGCCCGCCAGUGCUUCAUCCUCGGGAGGGAGGGCAGCUCAUGGAGGGCAACCCCCAGGAGGUUCAUGGAUCUGGCUGAAGUGAUCGUGGUGGUCGGUGGCUGUGACAGGACAGGGCUCCUGACACUCCCCUUCGCGGGUGCCUAUCAUCCAUGGAGCCGCCAGUGGAAGACGCUGCCUAGCGUCCCCGGCUGCACCAAGUCUGAGUUUGCCAUGUGUGCCAUGAAGAACGAUAUCUACCUCUCAGGUGGCCACAUCCACAGCCGUGACCUCUGGAUGUUCCGAUAUCAGCUGCACACUUGGGUCAGGGCAGCCUCCCUGAAUGAGGGCAGGUGGAGGCACAAGAUGGCAGUCCUGCAAGGGCGGCUCUAUGCAGUGGGAGGCUUUGAUGGUGGCCGCCGCCUGGGGAGCGUGGAGUGCUAUGACCCCUUCUCCAACACCUGGGCCCCUGUGGCCCCGCUCCUGGAGGCUGUGAGCUCAGCAGCUGUGGUGACCUGCUGUAAUAAACUCUAUGUGAUUGGAGGUGCUGUGGACGAUAGUGCCAACACAGACAAGGUGCAAUGCUUUGAUCCUGGGGAAGACAAGUGGAGCCUCCUUUCUCCAGCCCCCUUUACCCAGAGGUGCAUAGAAGCUGUAGCCCUGGAUGACACCAUCUACGUGGUGGGGGGUCUCCUGAGCAAGAUCUUCAGCUAUGAUCCACGUAGAGAUCUCUGGACAGAGGCAGCUUCACUCCCUGGGCCCCUGGAGAGCUGUGGAGUGACCAUUUGUGGCAGAAGAAUCUAUGUCCUUGGCGGUCGGGACUCAAGAGGAGAAGGCACAGAUAAGACCUUCACCUUUGACCCACUGAGUGGGCGUCUGGAAAACCAACAGCCCCUGCAACGAUGCACCAGUGCCCAUGGCUGUGUCACCAUCCUUCAGCACCUGGGCCAGGGACAGACCUACCCCAAGGGGCGGGGUAGGCCCAGCUGAGCCCAGAGCUUUGGGAUA